Molecule: messenger RNA, 1353 nt
Organism: Momordica charantia (bitter melon)
Lineage: Eukaryota; Viridiplantae; Streptophyta; Magnoliopsida; Cucurbitales; Cucurbitaceae
Product: putative pectin methylesterase CGR2
Biological process (GO): pectin metabolic process
Molecular function (GO): methyltransferase activity
Source: RefSeq, a predicted model, not a curated record
UAUGUGGGCAUUAUUAAAUUUUCAUGAUUUUUCAGAAGAGGCUCUUGAAUCUUGAUGACGACACAGCGCUCUGGCUUCCCGAGCUUUGAGAGUGAGACCGGCGAAACUCAGAUCUGAAACCGGCUCCAAGAUCUGAAACUCCGCCCCCAUCCCCUUCCCGCCGGAGCAUUCAGCUACUGUUUGGGGAAUUGAUUGCUGGCGUGAACGUUGGAACUUUUACUAGUGUACUCUUUCUUUUCAGGUUCCUACUAUCACAAAAGCAUGUCAAGGAGGCCAGUAAAUCCUUCUCGACGUCUUGUUGAUGGUGGAAGUCUUCCAUUUGUGGGCUCAAUACAGUCCAAGUCACGCUCAUCGCCUUUACUAACCAUAGGGCUUGUUGUGGGUGCAAUUCUUCUUAUUGGAUAUUGUUAUCGUCUAUCAGGUGGAUCAAGAAGCAAUAUAGAGGCUGUGAGUAAAGUUGAAGGUGGUAUAUUGUGCUCAUCAGAAGUACAACGAGCAAUACCCAUUUUAAAGAAAGCAUAUGGAGAUAGCAUGCAUAAAGUAUUACAUCUAGGACCUGAUACUUGUUCAGUGGUGUCUAAAUUGUUAAAAGAAGACGAUACAGAAGCAUGGGGUGUGGAGCCCUAUGAAUUAGAUGACGCUGAUGCCAAUUGCAGAAGCCUUGUGCGGAAGGGCAUUGUGCGUGCUGCUGAUAUUAAGUUUCCCCUGCCAUAUAGAGCAAAGUCAUUUUCUCUCGUCAUUGUCUCAGAUGCAUUGGAUUACUUGUCUCCCAGAUACCUUAACAAAACUCUUCCAGAACUGGCAAGGGUUUCUGCUGAUGGUGUUGCUAUUUUUGUCGGCUUUCCAGGUCAGCAAAGGGUUAAAGUUUCGGAUCUAACCAAAUUUGGCCGUCCAGCGAAAUUUCGAAGCUCGUCUUGGUGGAUAAGGUAUUUUGUUCAGACAAAUUUAGAAGAGAAUGAAGCAGUGAUAAAGAAGUUUGAACAGGCUGCAAAAAAGAGGUCCUACAGUCCUGCUUGCCAAGUCUUUCACGUCAAAUCCUUCUCUUGAAAAAACUCAUAAACUGUAGUUUUCUGUAAGCUUAUUUCCAACCCUGUUUUGCUUUGCACAAAGUGCUUAGUGUCUUUUCCUUUUUCCCCUCCUCUUUCUAAAAGCAACAUGGAAACUGCAGAGCUCUAAUUUCUGUUCAGAUUGUCACAUAUAUUAGCUCUUUAAUUUAUAUGCAUUUUCAGUGAAGCAAAUUGCUGCUGCUAUAGGUUUUAGAAUAGGCAUUUUCUCUUGAGUGUUUGUUUGUAUCUUGGUAAAUUAUGAUAUAAUUAUUUGACAUACAUAAUCAAUUGGUGAUUUUUUCAGUGA